UCAAUCCUUUUUCCACAUUUUGGAACAGAUGCCGUCCGAAUUGCAGCUAGUUGACAUUUACAGUUAUCGGCAAACAACAUCUGUGUGUAAGAAAUCUGUUUCACCUGGUGUCGAAUGGCAGACGAGGAUGCACGUGUGCUGGCGGCGGUUGAUGGUGGCGAUGGUGGCGCUGCCGGUGGUGGCGGGCGUGGUGAUCAUCCUGGUGUGCUUCGUGUCGUGCCCGCUGCUGUGGGCCAAGCUGCCCAAGUCGGAGGCGGGCGACUACUUCCGCGUGCCGCUGUACGUAGUGUCGGCGCUGGCGCUCUGGGUGCUGCUCGCCGUCGGGGUGUUCUUCCUCUGGUGGCGCCGCCAGCCCAAGGCGGUCACCGACGAGCCGUCCCCACUCGCCGCUACCGAGGCCUGACGGCCUGCCCAGUAGCCGAAACAAAUGGACUGAUUUGUCAUGUUGUGGUAUAUCAGCGAGAUACACAUCUCUUCCGAAAAGCAGCCUUUACAUUGACGACGCAGAAUUAUUUGGAAUAAUUCUACAUAUUGUGUUGAAACUUUUCCGCUGACACACAUAUGUUUGUGGAUACGUUAGACUCUAGUCGAGAUUCAAUUUAUAAGAAUCUUUUUGUCAAUGGGCAACUUCUCUCGGCGCAAAUAAGCCCAAAAAGAAGAAAGGGAAAGAUCUUUCAAACUCAAACGAUUUACCCUGUUGUCUCAUACCGAAUACUGUAUUCUAAUACCAAAUGAAAUGAAUCCUAAAAGUGACAUUUAUAAUUUUCUAAAAGUGCGGCUCGCCAGAAACCUGGUGCUUCCAUGAUGUAUCAUUAAAAUCUUUGUAUGAUAAUUUUAUAAAAUAUAGACUGAGAUAUUACUGCAUGACAUAGAUGAAUCAAGGACAUAUUUAUGAACUCAUUGCCACUAUGUUCACAGAGGCAAAGAAGAUGGCCAUUGUGUUUUAAAGUGUUGUAUGUGACUAUGGAUCACUGACGUUCAUUUUCUGAUAGUUAGUCAGAUACCUUUAAUAACACUAAAAUAAAUGAAGUAAUUUGUGCUUCAGUAUCUUU
Molecule: messenger RNA, 1052 nt
Organism: Schistocerca americana (American grasshopper)
Lineage: Eukaryota; Metazoa; Arthropoda; Insecta; Orthoptera; Acrididae
Exons: 2
Coding region: 29-403 (124 amino acids)
Source: RefSeq, a predicted model, not a curated record